Molecule: messenger RNA, 2672 nt
Organism: Rhinopithecus roxellana (golden snub-nosed monkey)
Lineage: Eukaryota; Metazoa; Chordata; Mammalia; Primates; Cercopithecidae
Gene: TNFAIP8L3
Product: TNF alpha induced protein 8 like 3
Exons: 2
Coding region: 652-1407 (251 amino acids)
Biological process (GO): regulation of apoptotic process
Cellular component (GO): cytoplasm
Source: RefSeq, a predicted model, not a curated record
UCGGGAAGCCGAUCCUCAGCAGCCGGACCCCUUCCAGGCCAGGACGACUGGCGAUUGCUCCGCGCCGUGAGUUUGCUUUGGGUCUUCCCCCAACCCCACUGCACUUGGGCGCGCGGGAGGAAGGGAAGGUGCAUUCAGGAGUGGCUCUCCUUGCUGCCAGUCUCCUGCGGCGGGCUCUGGUGGCCCGGGCUGGGUGGGGGCGGGGAAGGGUUCGGGAAUCCGCGUACUGUAGUUUGCUGCAGGGAGGGUUGCAACACAUCUGCCUUUUGAAAUAACUUUCCGAGCGCAGGCCCGGUCCUCGAACCUGGGUCGCCGGGACUGCGCUGCGGAGCAGGUGACUGGGUCCAAGAACGUGAUUGGGGGCUUCUGAGCAGAAAAGGCCUCGAGAGUGGAUGGGGCAGGGGUCAAACCACAGCUUGCAGCUGCGGUUCCCGAGGCUGCUAGGCGAGCCUGUGCCCAGGCGCUCGUCCAUCGCUGCCGCGCAGCCGGCAGAGAAGAUCCAGAAGGUCCCCGCGGACGAGUCCCGAACACAGGCGCGGGGGCGCGGAGCCGGUCUUCUCCUUUAAGAGGCCCCACCGACUUUUCAUAAUCGAUAGUUAUUAAAGCAAUAAGUGGAAAUAGGUGGAUGCUUACUUAGGGAAGAAAAAAAAAAUGAAUGUCCUCCCCCGCCACUCCCUGAUACUGAGCAACAGGAGGAAGCCACCCACAGCCGUGGGUCGACUUGCCGCCGGGCUCUGCCCACCUCCACUGGCCCGCUCCGCCCCCCACCCACGGGUCUACGCACCUGGGACCGGCUCGCCCUCCGCACGUGCCCACGGCUCCCGGCGCUCGUGCAGCUCUGAAGGUCCUGAUGUUUUUAGUUCAAAGAGUCUUGCUCUUCAAGCCCAGAAGAAGAUUCUGAGCAAAAUAGCCAGCAAAACUGUGGCCAACAUGUUGAUUGAUGACACCAGCAGUGAGAUCUUUGAUGAGCUCUACAAAGUCACCAAAGAGCACACUCACAACAAGAAGGAAGCCCACAAGAUCAUGAAAGACUUAAUCAAGGUGGCGAUCAAAAUCGGGAUCCUCUACCGAAACAACCAGUUUAGCCAAGAGGAGCUUGUUAUUGUGGAGAAGUUCCGGAAGAAGCUGAACCAGACCGCCAUGACCAUCGUCAGCUUCUAUGAGGUGGAAUACACCUUCGAUAGGAACGUGCUCUCCAAUCUCCUGCAUGAGUGCAAGGACCUGGUACAUGAACUGGUGCAGCGGCACCUGACGCCCAGGACCCACGGGCGCAUCAACCACGUCUUUAACCACUUCGCCAAUGUGGAGUUCCUCUCUACCCUUUAUAGUCUGGAUGGAGACUGUAGACCCAACCUCAAGAGGAUUUGUGAAGGAAUCAAUAAGUUGCUAGAUGAGAAAGUCCUUUAAAUGCCUUCCCCCAUCCUGGACUUUGCUGCUUUAAAGUUACAUCACUCAACCAUGAUCUGGGUGAGAAUCAAGAACAUAAGCAGAAACCCUUGUCAAAGAUGUCCAUGUUCUGUCCUGUUCAUCCCUCCGAUGCUGAUUCUGAUGUUGAACUGAGCACAGGUGUGUUUUUCUUCUGCACUAUCCAGCAAGGUUUCUACUUAAAAUCACCUGUGUGCAAGCCCAAAGGACAUUUCAUCUAUUUCAAGCAGAAAGGCUGUUUUGUUCAUUACAGUGAGUGCAGUUCAUCUCAUGGAGUGGGAGGAGCACUAGACCAGGAGACAGAGGACAUGGAUUUGGUUUCCAGCUUAACCAGUUAGGACUGUGUCCUCUGCAUUCUGGAACCAUAAUGCCUGCCUGCCUCACAGGGUUGUUGUGAGGACCAGAUGAGAUGAUGUAUGUUCAUGCUUUUGGAAUCUCUAAUUUAAGGUCUUAAUAUUUUGUCUUCUGAGCAUGAGGGGAUAAACCUGGAUGUAGACUAUUAAGCAGCAUAAGGGAAAAGAACAAUAGAAUCUAAUGGACUGGGUUUGCAAUCUAUCUCUAAAUGUACUGCUUCAGACAAAGUGAAAUCCAAAGGUGUGAAAAAGUAUAGCUGCAAAUUGGAAAAAUGUGUUUCAAGAGUCGUCUUUUUGGCCAGGUGUGGUGGCCCACACCUGUAAUCCCAGCACUUUGGGAGGCUGAGGCGGGCAGAUUGCCUGAGGUCAGGAGUUCGAGACCAGCCUGGCCAACAUGAUGAAACCCUAUCUCUACUAAAAUUACAAAAAGUAGCCAGGCGUGGUGGCGCAUGCCUGUAAUCCCAGCUACUCAGGAGGCUGAGGCAGGAGAAUUGUUUGAACCCAGGAGAUGGAGGCUGUAGUGAGCUGAGACCAUGCCACGGCACUCCAGCCUGGGCAACAGAGCAAGACUCUUGUCUCUAAAAAAAAAUGAUAAUAAUAAUAAUAAAAAGAGGUGUUUUUUGAGGUCUUAGAUGUUCAGGUUUAUGAUCCUGCAGAGGGAAACUUUCCAUGGGGGGUGGGGAGAGAGAGUUUUCCAUCCACAACACAGAAACACUGUGCUCCUUCUGCAGGACCGGCCUUCCCUUAUCUAAGGGGCAUGGAGCUCAGGGAGGCUUUAUUCCAUACGUGCAGGAGAAUCAGGCAGAAUUAACCCCUACCCAUCUUUCUUGGCCUUUCACAGUCAUUUUGUGCUAUUUUCUCUGGUUCAUUAAUAAAUUGAAACUACCCUCCAAA